AUGCACAUCACUGCUCUAAGGCACGAAAAAUAUCUAAAUCAUCAACCAGCGCACCAAAGGAGAAGAAAGUUUGAAUGUUCUGAUUCUUCUCCAGGUAUUAGAACCCUUCGACAGCAAGGAAUUCUGCAUUAUUGA
Messenger RNA from Funneliformis geosporum, 135 nucleotides. Lineage: Eukaryota; Fungi; Glomeromycota; Glomeromycetes; Glomerales; Glomeraceae. The record is from the annotation of a GenBank genome assembly.